Messenger RNA from Metarhizium robertsii ARSEF 23, 1071 nucleotides. Its product is annotated as ubiD family decarboxylase. The record is from RefSeq and is a predicted model, not a curated record. Bases 1 to 1071 code for a protein of 356 amino acids. The transcript is spliced from 7 exons. NCBI's taxonomy places the organism in Eukaryota, Fungi, Ascomycota, Sordariomycetes, Hypocreales, Clavicipitaceae.
AUGGCCGACUCGAGGCAAGUCGAGUCGUGGACAUGGUAUGGCUUCGCCAGCCUCUUCACACUCUGCCGCUUCGUCUCGAGGUCAAUCCGACUGGGUGGAGUUCGGUAUUUCGAGGUCGAAGACUAUGUCAUGGUUCUUGCCUUUGGCGUCUACACCAAUGUCAUUGUAUGGGUCAAUAUUCAAGAAAAGCACCCCCACACCAAUAUCCUGCCGUCAACGGGCACCGGUGGCAUGAGCGGAGCCGAGAUGCGUGAUCGCAUCUACGGAAGCAAGAUUACGUUUACAAUUGAGGAGUCCAUGGUGGUUUUGCAAAUGCUAUGCAAGCGGGAUGGGUCGUCACUGAGGCCUUCUUCUUCGGCUUUUGGUGUCAACCAUUUCGCAAUUACUUUCGAGUUUUCCCAUCUGAUCAUGUCGUUUGCUUUCAACCUUUCAUCUGAUCUUUUAAUGCUCGCCGUUCCCAUAUCAAUGUUGCUGCAAUCACAGCUGCCCUGGAAAAAAAAAGCGACCAUUUGUGGGAUAUUCGGCUUGGGCAUUUUUGUCAUUCUUGCCGCUGUGCUAAACAGAUAUUAUUGCUUCGCACAUCCCGAGAGCAUCCUCUGGAUCUACUGGUAUGUUCGCGAAGGCAGCACCGCCAUCGUUGUCACCAACGUGCCGCACUGCUACGCGCUGCCCCUCAAAGCGCUCAAGCUCGAAGCAUUCAGCAGCCUCGUUGGCAGCAUGCUCAAGACAAGGCGCGCCUCAUCCGGCAAGCAUGGGGAAGACCGCGGCGCCAACAAGAACAAGGCAACCAGCGACAAAGGCAUUCAUCAUAGCAAGCCAGCGUCAUCAGAAAGCACGGAGAACUUUGCGACAAGGAUAUCAAAACCAGCGUCAACAUUGCAAAUAUGGCAGAGCAGCGAAUAUAGUGUUAAUACAAACAAUACGAGUGAGCCUCGGUGGGAAGAGACGGAGCUGCAGCAAAUAUGGCAAGGCGGAUUGGGGACAACGGCAAAGGUCGAGGCGGCCAGGGCGGCCAGUUAUGGGAGCCCAGGCAAUCGUGAUGACCGUGAGGGCAUUGGACAGACGGUGUGA